Molecule: messenger RNA, 931 nt
Organism: Triticum dicoccoides
Lineage: Eukaryota; Viridiplantae; Streptophyta; Magnoliopsida; Poales; Poaceae
Exons: 4
Coding region: 385-813 (142 amino acids)
Source: RefSeq, a predicted model, not a curated record
GUGGCGGCGAUCACCACGAGUGGGAAAUCUCGUGUGCGCGAUUACGACCCUGCGCAUCGGCAAAAAGUGUUGGUGAUGGGCCGCAAGGUUACACGAUACGGGCAGGACGAGGUGUCGGUUCCAGUUGGUGACAAGUCUGAUGGGGCAGGGAAGAAGGAUGGGGUGGAAGCGGCUUCCCGUGCUACUUCACGGAAGAACGGCUGCGGCGUUGGGAAGAAGGAGAAGGGAAAGAGGAAGGUGGCGGCGAUCACCAUGGGCGGGCCUGCGCUGAAGUCUCGUGUGGCCGAUUCCAAUGCGCAUCCGCAAAAGAUAAAAUCGUUUCUCCCCUCUCCAGUUAAAUAUGUGUCGCGUUUCUAAGGCAGAAUAUACACUUGUUAUAUAUACAUGUGCGAACAGGGUCAGAAGGAGAAGAAUAAGGAACGGAAAAAUGGUGCUAAGAAGAUGAAGGUGGCGGCGGAACCACAUCCGGAAACACUGAACACUGCUUCGGGGAAGGAGAAGGUGGUGGUGAUCACCACGGGUGAGCCUGCGCUGAAAUCUCGUGUGCACAAUUCCACUACGCAUCCGCAAAAGAUUCAGAAGGAGAAGAAUGGACGCAAAAAUGGUUCUAAGAAGAUGAAGGUGGUGGAGGAAGAAGGGAAGCCAUCGAAGGAGCUGCCUGUGGAAACACUGAAUAUUGUGAAGAGGAAAAGGAAAUCAAAUAAUGUACAAAAUGCCGAGUCUCGUACUGCUUCGACUGGCAACAACAGAAAGCCACAACUUCGGAGAUCUGCUCGACUUAUGCUCAGUCCGCCUGAAAAUGAUCAUAAGUAGACUUUAGAGUAACGUCUAUUUUGGGAGAAUCAAAAUAGAUUGCUUUAUUCAAAAUACUUUCCUUUAUCUUGUUGUUUGGAAUUCUUCGGAUACAUACCAUGGAUAUGUUGGUUCUUGA